AUGGAUACACCUGACAUGCAUCCUGUCCGGUAUGUAAACGAAAUGCUAGCACGCGAUACCCUUCGUACCGGCCCCUACGACAUUGCUGCAAUUAUGGAACGGCUACCCGUAACGCAUAGCGAUUUCAUGGGUCCGUCCACAUCCGCGAUGUUUCGCGCCUUUGCUGAUAAGCGACGUCGCCUCCGCGAGUUUCUCUUCACGGGCGUAGAACAGAACCUUAUGGCUUUGGAACAUAAAACCCUCCUGUUCCUCGAAGAGGCCAACUCCGAGCGCGUUAAAGCCCUCACCUCCAAGUUCCUUAAAAUCUACCUACCCAACAUCUUUAUAUGUACUAUCGCCUCAGCCAUUAACCUUACCACCAAGAAAGGGUUAUGGCGCCGCCCAUCUAGGAAAUGGGACACCGUACUCCUCGAUGAAGCAUCCAUGAUCCCAGAAGCCACACUUAUCGGGCUCCUUUCGCGAUUUCCUGACGCAACCUAUACACUCAUCGGCGACACUAAACAGCUGCCUCCGUUCGUAGGCACUCAAAAGGCUCCCCGCGCAGCCGCUCUCUGCUCUCAAUCGGUUCUCGAGGUCGCGAAACGCGUAGGGAACGUGCCGACCUGCAAAAUCAGCACCGUAUAUCGCCCGCAUGCCAGGAUAAUGGAGCUGAAUUUUUAUAUUUUCUAUAACAACGAGCUCGUAUGCGGAACACCCGUUGACGAACGCCAAGCGCUACUUCGUUCGCUGCCUAUGCCUAACAAAGAGAUUCCAAUCGCAUUCGUCGAUGUGCUAGGCAAAGCCGUAAAAUCCAUCACCGGCUCUCAGAAUAACACGAUCGAGGCGCGAGCCGCCGCCGUGUUAGUUCGUCUCCUCGGCAUACCACCCGGUGACAUCAUGAUUAUUUGCCUCUAUCGCGACCAGCUCUACCUGUGCGAAUCUAUCCUAGCCAACACGCAUGUCACCAUCAAGACUGUUGAUAGCGCACAGGGUUCAGAAAAGUCCAUCGUCAUACUAUGCACCACGCGCACCAAGGUGCUAGGUACUAACCUCACCUUUUUCGAUGACCCCGAACGCCUCAAUGUCGCACUGUCCAGGGCCCGUGACGGCAUGUUCAUCCUCGGCUCAGUGCCGUCAAUGGAGAAUUCAUCCCUAAGGGGUUCUAUUAUCCUGGACUUCCAACGUCCUACACUUUUGAUAUCUUCUUGGUUGACGCCCCUUCUCAAUGCCGCGGUUGCCGUUCCUCCUCGAAACGAAUGA
Messenger RNA from Haemonchus placei, 1239 nucleotides. NCBI's taxonomy places the organism in Eukaryota, Metazoa, Nematoda, Chromadorea, Rhabditida, Trichostrongylidae. The record is from the annotation of a GenBank genome assembly.